AUGUCUCAUUCAAGAAACCCCUCCAAGACAGAGUUGCCCACACGGGAGAAGGAAGAAGUUCCAGAAGCCUCAUCAGCACCUGAAAAGCAAGAGAAGAAAGAAAAGAAGGAGAAGAAGGAGAAACCGGCCAAAGCAGUCGGCAAACCUGAAGCCAAGAUGCCUCAAGCCAAAGCAGGAGGUGGUAAGGCCAAGAAGAAGAUGGAGGGUGCAGCCUUGAUUGGCAUCGACGUGUCCAAAGAUACAGAUUUCUCGGAAUGGUACCAACAAGUCUUGCUCAAGGGCGACAUGUUGGACUACUAUGAUAUCUCGGGUUGUUACAUCCUCAAGCCUGCCUCACAGUUCGUUUGGGACGAAGUACGUGCUUGGUUCGACCUGAGAAUCAAGAGAUUGGGUGUCAAGAACUGCUCCUUCCCGCUCUUCGUGUCUGAAGAUGUCUUGAAUCGAGAAAAGGCUCACAUUGAAGGCUUCGCGGCCGAAGUCGCUUGGGUCACCCACGGUGGCAGCACUAAACUCGAGAAGAAAAUCGCCAUUCGCCCUACCUCUGAGACGGUCAUGUACCCAUACUACGCCAAAUGGAUUCAGAGUUAUCGUGACUUGCCUCUGAAGCUCAAUCAAUGGAACUCAGUCGUGAGAUGGGAAUUCAAACAUCCUCAACCAUUCCUGCGUACCAGAGAGUUCCAUUGGCAAGAAGGACAUACGGCUCAUUUGACAGAAGCAGAGGCGGGCGAAGAGGUCUUGCAAAUUCUCGAUCUUUAUGCUGAUAUUUACGAACAACUCCUGGCAGUUCCCGUCAUUAAAGGGCGCAAGACCGAAAAGGAGAAGUUCGCGGGAGGAUACUACACAACCACAGUGGAAGGCUAUAUCCCCGCCACAGGACGUGGGAUCCAGGGUGGUACUUCUCACUGUCUUGGUCAGAACUUCAGUAAGAUGUUCGGUAUCACGGUGCAAGAUCCAAACGCCAAGACGGAAGAGGAGAAGAAGAACGCCCUCCAUGUCUGGCAAAAUUCCUGGGGUCUGUCCACUCGAGUAAUCGGUGUGAUGGUGAUGAUUCAUGGCGAUGAUCGAGGUCUGGUCAUGCCACCGCGGGUUGUCGAGACUCAGGUGGUGAUUGUUCCAGUGGGAGUGACUGCGAAGAUGAGUGAUGAAGAUAAAGAUGCACUCUACAAGGAAAUUGAAGGAUUGAAAGAGGUUCUCAAGGCGGUUGAUGUCCGGGUGGUGAGUGACCUUCGGGAGGGAUAUUCUCCAGGAUGGAAGUUCAACGAUUGGGAACUCAAGGGUACCCCACUUCGACUUGAAUUUGGUCCAGGUGAAAGCAAGGGCCAUUUCGUGACGGCAUCAAGACGAGAUCUUCCCAAGGAGGAAAGCAAGAGUCAGAUCGCAAUCAGUGAACUCAACACGGCAAUUCCGGCCUUGUUGGAUACGAUCCAGAAAGAUCUAUUCAAUCGAGCAGAAGCCAAAUACAAAUCACACACGAUCAAAAUCACCAAAUGGGAAGAUUUUGUGCCAGCAUUGAACGACAAGAACGUAUGCUUACUUCAACACUGUCUUACGGAAGCAUGCGAAGACCAGAUCAAAGAAUCGAGUGCGCGAUCCGCCGAGGAGCAAAGUGGGGUUCCACAAGACGAGAGAGCACCUAGUAUGGGAGCAAAGAGUCUGUGUAUUCCAUUCGACCAACCAGAGGGUAUCGAGAAGGGAGUGACACCAUGCGGGAAUCCCAAAUGCUCGAAUAAAGCAGAGGCGUGGUGUUUGUUCGGCCGAUCUUACUAG
Molecule: messenger RNA, 1767 nt
Organism: Exophiala bonariae
Lineage: Eukaryota; Fungi; Ascomycota; Eurotiomycetes; Chaetothyriales; Herpotrichiellaceae
Gene: PRS1
Product: ribose-phosphate pyrophosphokinase 1
Exons: 1
Coding region: 1-1767 (588 amino acids)
Biological process (GO): prolyl-tRNA aminoacylation
Cellular component (GO): aminoacyl-tRNA synthetase multienzyme complex; cytoplasm
Molecular function (GO): ATP binding; proline-tRNA ligase activity
Source: RefSeq, a predicted model, not a curated record